This is a messenger RNA of Clonostachys byssicola, 3447 nucleotides long. The record is from the annotation of a GenBank genome assembly. NCBI's taxonomy places the organism in Eukaryota, Fungi, Ascomycota, Sordariomycetes, Hypocreales, Bionectriaceae.
AUGGAGUCCAGCAACUCACCGCGACAGCACAAGAUUUUUGAGGGAGAUCUACCCGCCUUCCUGUCGCGGAUCACGCUGGAUUCCUAUGGUGCUUACAGGCGUACCGGUCAAAUCGACCAUGUCGACACGGCAGUCAUCAGUGCCCAGCAGGCCGUCGCCAAUACCGCAAAUAAUGAUCCAAAUCGUGCAGGCAGAUUGAGCAACCUGGCAAUCAUGCUGGAAAGCCGAUAUCAGCGGACUGGGGUCAUCAGCGAUCUUAGAGAAGCCGUUAGUGCGGCUCAACAGUCAGCCCUGAUCACGCCGGAUGACCACCCAGACCGUGCGGGCAGGUUGAGCAACCUGGCGAAUUACCUCGAGGACUAUUAUAAGCGGACUGGAAUGGUGGAUGACCUCGAUGGAGCAGUCGACGCCGCUCGGCAGGCAGUCGCAGCCACGCCGGUCCAGCAUCCGAACCGCGCUGGCAGGCUGAACAACUUGGGGAUGGUGCUCGAGACCCGGUUCGAACGAACCAAAGUGAUGGAUGAUCUCGAGGAAGCCAUCACUGUGGGUCGACAAGCAGCCGCUGCCACGUCUAGUAAUCGCCUGCCUCAUAUCACCUGCUUGAAUAACUUAGCUAGAAGGUUCUAUUGUUUAUAUACACAAACUACGGCGCUGACCGACCUUGAGGUAGCGGCGGAUUUAGCUAAAACAGCGGUCGCGGCUACGCCUGAUGGCCAUCCUGAUCGUGUGGGUUGUUUGAAUCACCUAGGGAAUAUUCUUGAGUGUUGGUAUAAAACUACCGGUUCAAUGAAGCACCUCGAGGAAGCCAUCGAUGCAUCCCAGCAGGCCGUUGCAGUUGCGUCAGGCAAUGGCUCGGACCGAAUAGCAUGUCUUGUCAACCUGGGAAACAAACUCGUUCUUCGAUACGAGAAAAACGAUGCGAUGCACGAUCUUGACGAAGCAAUUGAUAUGGCCCGACAAGCAGUUGCAGUGACAUGUAAAGACCACCCGGAUUACCCAAGCUACCUGAAUAGUCUAGCAAGCAGACUGAGCCGUCGUUUCAACCGAACCGGAGAGGUCGCUGAUAGCGAAAGAGCAAUCCGUACGGCUCGAAAACUACUUAAAGCAGUUCCCCAAGGCCAUCCAGACCACGCAGGUUGGUUGAGCAACCUAGGGAUAAUGCUCGAAAGUCGGUAUAGGCAACUGGGGACAAUGGACGACUUGGAGGAGGCGAUUGGCGUGACACGGCAAGCUGUUGCAAAUACGCCUGCCAAUCACCUCUUUUAUGCAAGCUAUUUGAAUAAUUUAUCAAACAAGCUUGAGCGUCGCUAUGAGCGGACGGGAGAGAUGAAUGACCUCCAGGAAGCGAUUGACUUGGCUCGGCGCGCAAUCGAAGCCGCAGCCCCUGAUCAUCCAGAACGUGCGAAGUACUUGGAUAACCUGGGAGACAACCUCGAGAGCCUAUAUGAGCACACCAAAGAAAUGAGCGACCUAGAAGCAGCAAUUGAUGCGUCUAGACAGGCAACCGUAGCCACAGCCAUGCCUAUAAAUCAUCUUGACCAUUUGGGCCGCUUAAAUAACUUAGGGAGCAAGCUUGCGAGCCGAUAUGACCGAACAGGAGUGAUGGAAGACCUCGAUGAGGCGAUUGAUCUGGCUCAGCGGGCAGUUGCGGCCAUACCCAAAGAUCAUCCAGACCGCCCGGGCUACUUAAACAACCGGGGGCACAGGCUUGAGAGACGACACGAACAAACCGGGUCGCCUGACGACCUCAAGGAGGCCUGCGACUCCUUCAUCGAGGCUUGGGAGACUCCAUCGGCUAUCCCGUUUCAUCGCAUCAGGUCGGCUACUCACUGCAUCAGGCUGCUCGUCCUCCAAGGCAAAGCAAAGGCCGCCGCCAAGAUUGGCACAGGAGCCAUCGGCCUGCUCCCUUUGGUCAACACGAAACUCCUUAACCGCACCGAUCAGCAGUAUGUUGUGUCGACUUUUGCAGGUAUAGCCGCGAACACGUGCGCACUAUUACUAGCAAUGGGCAAGGUCAAGGAUGCUCUGCUCCAUCUUGAACAAGGCCGGGCAGUCAUUCUGGGCCAGCUGAUGGAUGGCCGGAGUGAUAUAGCUGGUUGGGCGACGAAAAAACCCAAACUCGCUCGACGGUAUGAGAAGCUCAGAAACAAGGUCAACUCCCCAAUACGUACCCAAGAACAGGGAACGGCAGGAGAUCGAGCACGGCAAGAGCGUAUACAGUCCAUCUCUGAUCUAAACGACUGCAUAACCAAGAUUAGAAAGAUUCCAGGCUAUGAGCGUUUCUUGCGCAGCCAGACAACAGAGCAGAUGAAGAGGUGCGCUAGGGAAGGUAGCAUCGUGAUCAUCAAUAUUACAGAGUUGCGCAGCGAUGCCAUUAUUGUUUCGCCUGCUGCCAUCAAGAGAAUUCAUCUCCCGGACCUAUCAGCAGCUGAGGCGACAACAUGGCUCAACACAUCUUGGACCGGUCGGAGGGCAGAACGGGCAAGGAAGAAUAAAGAAUACGCCAUUUAUCUAUCCUGGCUCUGGAAGACCUGCGUUAAAGUGGUUCUGGAUGCUCUGCGUGCUCUGCACGAGCCUACGGCAUGCGAGCCCUUUAGAGUGUGGUGGAUCGGGAGUGGGCUCGCCAGCUCAAUGCCUUUUCAUGCAGCAGGUAUCCAUGAUCCCGACUCGACAGAGACUGCGUACCACCAGACAAUCUCGUCAUAUACGCCCUCCAUCAAGGCUCUCGCCCAUGCCCAAUGGAAGGAACAGGGCUGCGAGACGUCAAGCGACGCGCUCCUUGCAGUGACGAUGCCGACAACACCCCCUGCCGGUGGCAAGACACCACCAAGUUUACCCGGUGUCAACGAAGAAAUGGAAAACGUUAUUAAACUCAGCAAGGGGCAUAUGCCAGGAGAGGGCAUGAUGCAGCCCAGUGUCGACCAGGUGUUGUCCCAUCUUGAGGGAUGCUCAGUUGCUCACUUUGCUUGCCAUGGAACGACGGAUCCUGUGGACCCGUCAAACAGUGGCCUCAUACUCCAGCGGCAAGGACAAGUUUCCACCGUCGACGAGCAGGAUGGAUGUCGCGAAACUGCUAGGCUCAUCCAAGACAGGCUCACCGUCAAAAUGAUCUCGGAAAUGGACCUGAAGCAUGCCAAGCUCGCCUAUCUAUCCGCGUGCUCAACAGCACAGAACAAGGUAGAGAACCUGUCGGACGAGGUGAUUCACGUGGUGAGCGGCUUUCACGUAGCAGGCUUCUCUCAUGUGGUUGGCUGCCUCUGGCCGUCGAAUGACAGGGUGUGCGUAGAGGUGGCGAGGCUCUUCUAUUCCUCCCUUUUUGCUCAGGACCGGCGCAAGUGGAACAAUGGGAAGGUUGCGUGCGCUCUUAGAGAGGCGUUGAUGGUCGUCCGGGCCGAUGACAUAACAAUGCCACUUAAUUGGGCACAAUACGUCCAUUAUGGGAUUUAG